Molecule: messenger RNA, 990 nt
Organism: Penicillium lagena
Lineage: Eukaryota; Fungi; Ascomycota; Eurotiomycetes; Eurotiales; Aspergillaceae
Exons: 1
Coding region: 1-990 (329 amino acids)
Source: RefSeq, a predicted model, not a curated record
AUGCCCAACGAUUUGUCACAAGUGCCAGACGGCAUCCAUGGCGGCUACCACGGCCCUUUGACCAUUCGGAUCUUGAUGAUUGUCUUCACGUCGAUUGCCCUGUACAAUUGCAUCGAAUUGUUCAUAUUAAUCUUUUUGACUUUCACUCACUACCAGGGGCUGUACUUCUGGACCCUGCUCAUCUCCGUCGUUCUUGGGGUCAUCCCCCACGCCAUCGCCUUUCUGCUAGAAUUCUUCGCUCUGGCCCCCCUAUGGCUGACUCUGGUCAUGUCGACCAUCGGUUUCUAUGUCAUGGUUCCCGGUCAGUCUAUGGUGCUGUAUUCCCGCCUGCAUCUCGUCGUCCAGAGUCAGAAAGUCCUUCGCUUCGUUCUCGGCCUCAUCAUCGUCGACGCAAUCAUCCUUCUGAUACCCACCACAGUCCUUACGUUCGCUACGGCAUAUGUUGGAACUCCGUCCAUAAUACGAGGAUAUAAUGUAAUGGAGCGCCUGCAGCUGGCUUGGUUUUGUGCGCAAGAGUUCGUCAUAUCAGGAAUCUACAUUUUCGAGACGGUCAAGCUGCUCAGGCUGAUGCCCGAGAAGGGCCGACGGCGAACUAAGAUCAUGUAUGAGCUGCUUGCCAUCAAUUUUGUGAUCAUUAUACUGGAUAUCGCAUUGCUGGUGGUGGAGUACCUCGGGUUCUACACCCUGCAAACCACCCUGAAGCCAAUGGUCUAUAGCAUCAAACUCAAGCUAGAAUUUGGUGUGCUUGGAAAGUUGGUUGCACUGGUGCAAACACAUCGUUCACAGCCCACGUCGGCAGAGCCGGAUCAGUAUCCAGUUUUCGUUGAUCCGACCCAGUUCACUUCCGACGUUACCCAUGCCGCUCCGCAGGAACUGCAAUCGCCGCGAGACAUGUCCACCUGGAAUUCCAUGUCAGUGGAAAGCUUACCCAUCCCCGAGCGAAGGAUACAGAUAUCCACUCAGUCUGUGGAUACCAUGCAGCCGCCAUGA